AUACAUGAGAGCACACACUUCCUGGAGCCGAAACAACCCCACGGGAGGGGGGAAAAAAGAAAAACAAACUAGCCCAUGGAGGCAAGAGCUUGAAAGUUUUAGCCCCACAUCCGAUGGGCCGGAUGUUUUGUCCUAGUGAUCUUGACACGUAAAGCGGGUUUUAUCGCGCUGUAUUUUCGGGGAUACAGAGAGGCCGGUGUUCGGAACGGCAGCGACGGUGUGGCGUUAGGGAGAUCCGUCGACCGCAAGCCAGCAAGCGGCCUGACGCUAACUUAUGUUGAUGGAAUACCCCCUGUACUUUAUAGAGACUCUGAGACUUGUUCCCCGGUUGGUCUGACUAUCACUACCGCCGUUUGUCACGUCUAAUACACUUUAAGUGCGUUUGACGCGCAUUAGCCGCCUGGCUAACGAUUUACGUUGACAGGUUAGCUUGUUAGCCGCUAAACCAAGUUUUUUAAAGUGACUUAUUUUACACACAUCACCGUGUAAUGCAGACUGUGUCGAGCGAAGAAGUGCUCCAGCUUCCGUUUAUAUUUUAGAACCCAUUAAUUUGUGAAGACUGUGGUGUUUAAGUCUAUAAAGGCAGUUAUUUAUGUGUAUUAAUGUUUAGCUGGCUAGCAAGCUAGCGAUGUCUAUGCCCUCGGCCGAUAUGCUGGAAACACCGCCUAUGUACCCUUUUGAGGAGAUAGAGUAUGCUGAUAUUGAGGUUGAAGAGGUAGUGGGCAGAGGGGCAUUUGGAGUUGUGUGCAAGGCCAAGUGGAAAGGUAGAGAUGUGGCCAUCAAGACCAUAGAAAGUGAAUCUGAGAGAAAUGCCUUCAUUGUGGAGCUUCGACAGCUGUCUCGUGUAAAUCAUCCAAACAUUGUGAAGCUGUACGGUUCCUGCAGUAACCCUGUAUGUCUGGUGAUGGAAUAUGCAGAGGGGGGUUCUUUGUAUAAUGUGUUGCACGGUGCAGAGCCUCUCCCUCACUACACUGCAUCUCACGCUAUGAGCUGGUGCCUGCAGUGUUCUCAGGGGGUCUCCUAUCUCCACGGCAUGAAACCAAAGGCUCUCAUUCACAGGGACCUCAAACCUCCCAAUCUGCUCCUGGUUGCUGGAGGAACUGUACUGAAGAUCUGUGACUUCGGGACAGCAUGUGACAUUCAGACACACAUGACCAACAACAAGGGAAGUGCAGCCUGGAUGGCCCCAGAGGUGUUUGAAGGCAGUAACUACAGUGAAAAGUGUGACGUGUUCAGUUGGGGUAUUAUUCUCUGGGAGGUGAUCACUCGCCGGAAGCCCUUCGAUGAAAUAGGUGGCCCAGCUUUUCGCAUCAUGUGGGCUGUGCACCGCGGCACUCGUCCACCUCUCAUUAAAAACCUACCUAAGCACAUUGAGAGUCUAAUGACUCGUUGCUGGUCCAAAGACCCGUCACAGCGACCUUCUAUGGAGGAGAUAGUGAAGAUUAUGACCCACCUAAUGAAGUAUUUCCCAGGAUCAGAAGAGCCUCUUCAGUACCCUUAUCAGUAUUCAGAUGAAGGCCAGAGUAACUCUGCCGCCAGCACAGGCUCAUUUGUAGACUACACAUGUACCAGCAACAAGAACGACAUCAACAUGGAGCACACCAACUCACCUGGCAGUAAUGACACCAUCAAAUUUCCAUACAAACCAAAGGGUGACCCAUUAAGGCCUGGUCUUCCUCUCUCCAGAGGGGGCAGCGUAGAGAGUCUUUCUGGUAGACCACAUUUUCUGCCCUCUGACAGCAAACGAAUGAGUGCUGAUCUCUCGGAACUAGACCACAGAUUGCCAUUUGCUCCGGCAGCACGUCCACAAUAUAAGCGAGGCCACCGUAAAACAGCUUCAUAUGGCACCAUUCUGGACAUUCCCAAGAUCAUCGUUACAGCAUCCUGUGAGCCUCAUAGACGCAGAUCAGUGCAGGAUCUUCCUGCCAUUGGUACGGAGUCUAGUCAGGAGAGCAGGAACAGUAGCAGAUCAUCCAGCCCCAGUGUGAGGAUGAUUACACCAGACAAGACAGAUACCAAUGGCUCAGAUAACUCCAUCCCAAUGGCCUACCUGACCCUGGACCAUCAGUUACAGCCUCUAGCCCCGUGUCCAAACUCCAAAGAAUCUAUGGCUGUGUUUGAGCAGCACUGUAAGAUGGCACAGGAGUACCUGAAGGUGCAAACAGAAAUCGCUCUUCUCAUACAAAGGAAGAAUGAGCUAAUAGCAGAACUGGACCAGGAUGAGAAGGAUCAGCAGAAUGCGUGUCGUCUCGCUCAGGAGCACAAGAAGCUCCUAGAGGAGAACAAGAGUCUGUCCACCUACUACCAGCAGUGCAAGAAGCAACUGGAGCUGAUUCGAGCUCAGCAGCAAAAGAGACAGGGCACCUCAUGAACCCACUUAAAACCCACCCUCCCAUCAUGUAACAGAGCCAGAAUGACUCUAUAAUCACAGUUCCCUUUCUCUUUUCCUCCCCGAUACAAACAUUGGGGUUUAGUUGUAGUUUGGCCCUGAAAACCCCUUAUUUUACUUGUUAAAGCACCCCACCCCAGCCGCACAUGAUACUUUUGAAGAUGGUAACCAUAUGACUUGUUCUGUUGACUGUGGGUCAUUUCUGCCCCUGCAAGCCAUUCUGAGACAGUUCUGAAACCGUUCAAAUCGCUCAACUGCACAAGCAUACUGUGUUGCAUGUCUGUAAGGUCAUGGCAGGAUAUGCAGUAGAAAGGCCACAGUUAAAUCCCUGUGGGUGUAAAAUAUAGACUAUUGACUGCUGAUACACACAGUUCUUCAAUACGCUGUAUAUUGUGAUAAGAGAGCUACAAGACGAGUUGUAAACGGCUGCUGUUUGCAGAAUGAGCCAGCGCACGAUGGUGUGAUGGCAAACGUUAAUGUUGGGAAAUUUGCAUCUUAUGCCAGGGCUUUGGGGUUACUUCAUUAUAAAUAUGGGAAGAAGAAAAAAGAACAGUUGAGGUCUUCAGCACAUGGGCCCUCUUGAAUGUCAGUUGUUUUGACCCUCUUCUAACACCCCAGAAUUCCAUGUAGGGUCCACUCAAUUGGGUGUUGGUCCUUCAGACUGUGAAAGCAAAAUAGCUUUUAAGUUACAUGGAUACAAAAGCUAUUACUGUUUUUAAAUCUAGAUUUUUAUUUGGUAGCUUUCACUUUCUGUGUCAUUCUUGAUUUUAUCCCUUUUAUGCAAAAAAAUGCUAUAGAAUUUUUUUCCAUUUCUUUGCCCUAGAAAGUGUUAGAAUAAUGUAUGUUGUAUUGAUUUAAAUGGAGGGAUGUAUCUUACAUAUGCCUUGCCUGUCGACCCCAUGUUUACGGACAAACGGGACGAUCUGUGUGUGGAUGUGGCCUCACAAGGAAAUGCAAUAUUUGUAAUCCGCUUCCACUGAUCAAUGUCACAUUCAAAAAGAGACCCAGUUAUAAAACUGAGCCAAAACAAACAAACAAAAGUGGAACUGUGAGUGUAUGUGAUUGUGAGUACAAGCAUUUUAAUCAUGACUUCAGUAUUCUUGUGUUUCUUUGCUCUUUGUUGUGAAACUUGUAUGCUAAUUUAUCCAGGGUUUUCAGAGAUUUGCUUUAGUUUCAUUCUGUCUGUAAGUGAGGGAAAGACACUCUUUCUCUUGAGUUUGAUUUAUGUAUUUUUAGUUCACAUGAUGCCUUAGAGUUGAAUUGCUUGCAUUUACUGGACUUGUUUUGUUGCUUUACGGCAAUGAGGCUGUUCGAAAUGUCAUUACCAGUGUAAGAACUUGAGCGAGUGGUCCUUUUUUAAAGGCUUGCAUAUGCAAAUGAAUGAAAUCAAGAGAGUAACACAUAGCGAAGGGUGGCCAGAUUUUUGUUUGGUCUAAAUUAUCUUGUCAGUAUGCUGCAGAAAUCAGGAAAUCACAAUAAGGGCAGUUGCCCUCUUGGUUUUUUUUUCGUAAGCUCCUUGUUUUUACCACUUCUUUUCACCCCUGUACUUAAAAGGAUGGUUCACCCAAAAAUGACAAUUCUGUAAUUUACUUAUCCUCAUGUGGUUCCAAACCAGCCUUUCUUUCUGCCAUGGAACACACAAGGAGAUGUGUGGAAGUAUUUUAGUCUCAUUCACUAUUUACUUUUUUGCAUAUUUUUGCCAUACAAAUAAUGUGAAUGGUAACAGGUAACAUCAUUUCUCUUUGUGUUCCACAGAAGAAAAUAUGGAUUUGGAACAACAUGAGUGUGAUGUGAUUUACAGAAUUUGCAUUAUUGAAUAAACUAUCCCUUUAAGAUUUUGAAAUGGGAUUCAGAGCUGUAUUGUUAACACCUUUGUAUACUCAGCAAAAUUUCCCACCACACACCCCCAACCAACACAUUUUUGCACAAUACAGCCGUGUCUGGUUAUCACUAAUAAGGAAAAAUGCUCACUUUACUCUGAAGAUCUGUAGCGGGAUUAAGCACAUUUGGAUGGUCAAGAUUUUCAAGUGACUUCUCUGCACGUUUUUCUCCCAGACACCUUGUGUUUUUGUUUUAACCUUGAAGUCUCUCUCUCUCUCUCUCUCAAUGUUCCUUAUGAGUUUCUGUACUAUGUGCUGUAAAUAAGGUGUCUUGAUUUCUUAAGCUAUUGGGAACGGGAAUACACAGGUGAAGGUCGCAUCUUGAAAUAAAUCAAACAGGUAAACAUCCCUGUCUCAGAACUUUAAUGUCUGUGUGGUCUCCAGAAAACAGCUUUGCUUGAACAUUAUUUUAAAAAGAUGUUGAUUGUCACAAACAUUGUCAAUUCAUGACUUCUCCAGGAAGUCCAUGGAUGCAAAAAUAAAGUGGUUUAAUUAUGGUCUACUCCGUUUAUAUAUGCAAGUUAAAAAAAAAAAAAA
Messenger RNA from Xyrauchen texanus (razorback sucker), 4806 nucleotides. RefSeq names its product mitogen-activated protein kinase kinase kinase 7 (gene map3k7). Lineage: Eukaryota; Metazoa; Chordata; Actinopteri; Cypriniformes; Catostomidae. The transcript has 17 exons. Bases 629 to 2371 code for a protein of 580 amino acids. Gene Ontology annotation, molecular function: ATP binding; magnesium ion binding; MAP kinase kinase kinase activity. Gene Ontology annotation, biological process: positive regulation of canonical NF-kappaB signal transduction; protein phosphorylation; JNK cascade. The record is from RefSeq and is a predicted model, not a curated record.